Molecule: messenger RNA, 263 nt
Organism: Euleptes europaea (tarantolino)
Lineage: Eukaryota; Metazoa; Chordata; Lepidosauria; Squamata; Sphaerodactylidae
Product: cAMP-dependent protein kinase inhibitor beta-like
Exons: 2
Coding region: 9-236 (75 amino acids)
Biological process (GO): negative regulation of cAMP-dependent protein kinase activity
Cellular component (GO): cytoplasm; nucleus
Molecular function (GO): cAMP-dependent protein kinase inhibitor activity
Source: RefSeq, a predicted model, not a curated record
GGGGAAGCAUGACUGAGGUGGAGCCCGUCCUGGACUUUGCAUCGUCUGGCCGCACCGGCCGAAGGAACGCCUUGCCCGACAUCCUGGGCUCGCCCGCUGGGGUCACCCCUACUGACUUGCCACUGAAACUGGCCGAAAUGUCUCUGGAUGCAGACAGGUCUCAAGAAAUGCAGUCACCGGCCACAGAGGCGCCUCCCCAGGCACCUCAAAGUCCAGAGCUGAAAGAUACCUCCUAACCCUCUCCGCGGGGAGGCCGAUGAAGC